AUGAACACGAUUGACACAGGCUUUGUUUAUCCCAACUAUAAUCCUCCGCAGCAUUUGUUGGAUGCGUUGAGAGACUUAUCGGCCAACGAUUCGUGGAAAACACAUCAGUACCCCAUCUUUAGGGGUGAACUGCGACUCCGGCGGGCGAUCACCAAACUAAACGAGCCUCUCGUCAAACGACAUAUCGAUGCCGACCGCGAGGUUCUGGUCACAGUCGGCGCCAUUCAAGCCCUCGAUUUGGCUGCAAAAUCAUAUGUCAGUCCCGGAGACGAUCCCAGAUUUUUUCAUCGAUCUAAUAAAACUGCCGACAUAUUCAACGGCAAAGAAGCGGAUACGUUUCUAGAAAUUGAGAUGCUGUCGCAUCAAUACAAAUCGCUUAGCUUUGCGUCCAAUUAUCCCAAUUAUAUGCCUUCAAAACAUAUGAUGCAAGCGUUUCGGAGUGUGGCUCAGAAUGAGACCACUUAUGCGAUACACCAUUUGGGCUCCUGUAGGGGAGAUCCUCGACUCAGAGCAGCCAUCGCUUACCUCUACUCAAUCCUUAUGAAGAGACCAAUACAUGCGGACAAAGAGAUUGCGGUGACAACGGGUGCGAUGCAAGCCCUGUAUCUGUUAGCCAAGGCCUACAUCAAUGCGGGCGAUGAAGUGAUUAUGUUUGAGCCGUUUUUUAAAAGACUUGAAAUCAUUAUUAAAAUAUCGGGUGGAAUACCAGUGUUCGUACCCCUCAACACAGUUAGUGGCCAAAAGGCCCGGCAGUCCAAUGAUCUAACAUUCAAUAGAAAGGAGUUGGAGGCAGCCUUCACCAAUCGCACAAAAAUGAUCUGGCUUGUUAACCCUAAUAAUCCUACUGGGAAGAUAUUCACUGAAGAGGAGCUCCUAUUUAUUGGAGAGUUAUGUAAAAAACACGACGUGAUUAUAUUGUCGGACGAAGUCUAUCAGUUUCACACCUUUGAAGGCCCAAAACACACCAGAAUUGCUACAUUACCCGGAUUAUGGAGUCGGACGGUCACAGUAAACAGUGGGGGCAAAAUAUUUUCGUCAACCGGUUGGAGAAUUGGAUGGAUUAUCGGACCGGAGGAGCUAUUAUGGGGCGUAUAUAUCGGAAUGAAUGCCUUAGUGCGGGCGCCGCCCACUCCCACACAAAUGGCAUUUGCCAUCGGUUUGGAGAUGGAAAACAAGAUUCUCAAUACGGAUGAAUCAUAUUAUCAAUCGCUGGUUAAGUAUACUAUAGCUAAAAGGGAUCGCAUGCUUAAGAUCUUGAGCGAUGCGGGCAUUGAUUUUGUUAAGCCUAAUAGUGGUCAAGUAGUUAUGGCUAACUUCACUAAUGUUAUCAACAAAAUUGAUUUGUCCACUGAAUCGGAUCAAAAAGCGGACUUUAGAUUAAUGAAUUGGCUUAUGAAGCAUAAGCAAAAGAUUGUGACUUUAUUUUCAAUUUCAUAA
This is a messenger RNA of Medioppia subpectinata, 1437 nucleotides long. NCBI's taxonomy places the organism in Eukaryota, Metazoa, Arthropoda, Arachnida, Sarcoptiformes, Oppiidae. The record is from the annotation of a GenBank genome assembly.